UUUACGUCACCAAUAGUAUUGUCCCGUUUAGCAGUCGGCCAAUGUGCGUACAUUAUUUAUUUAAUGCGGCUUGUGUGGUGAACGCGAGCAGACUCGACCACUCCCACCGCUCUCUCCUCUCCCUGGCUUCAGGGAGUCACAAGCAGCAACCAUCUACAAACACACAACUCAGGAAUAUGCUUUACAUUUAUCUGUCAGUGGCGUCAGCGUUCAGGUUUGACGAGUCGGCGAGAACCAGAAACCCAGGUCUCUUGAACUACUAAGAAUUAAAUUAUUUGAGAUAAAUAGACUUCAGCGUCAGGAUGGAGAACGAAUUCCCUCCCAAAAUUAGCACAGUAUUAAUGACUCGAGACCCGCAUUACAUUCCAGGGUAUGGCGGGUACUGCCCCCAGAUCAAGUACACCGUGGGGAACACCUACGGCAAGCUGACCGCCCGGCUCCUCACCAGCCCCAAGGUGAACCGCUCGCAACCCACAGACCCGGAGACAGCCCCUCAAAAUGAGAUCUGGAGGAGCCGCCAUCACGGGGGCCAGGCGGAGAUGGAGAAAAUGAUACCCGGAUACACAGGGUUCAUUCCCAAAAGCCAGAACUACUUCUCCAAGACAUACGCGGAAAUGUGCCGGGACGCCCUGACGGACUUUGAGAGGGAGCGGCAGUGCAGAGCUGACAAGAUGGUGUCACCUCACACCCUGCACGCCAGGAAGGCUGAGAGGGGCACAAAGCAGGAGCACAAAGUAAAUCCUUCUCACAGAUUAAAACCCAGCAUGAUCAUAGGCAGUAGAACAGACACCAGUACCCUGGCCAGGUUGCCUUGUCGAUUCCAGAGCCCUGCAUCCAGUGAUCCAAGCUGGAUUUGUAAAUGUACUGUUUUUCCAGAAUUCUGCCCUGGUUUUACAGGGUAUGUCCCCAAGGCUCGCUUCCUCAUCGGCAGUGGCUAUCCCAUCCUCACAAACCGCGCCCUGGUUCACUUCACCAAUGAGUUAAACCAGAGCGAGUUAGGACCAAUCACGUUUCAGCGGCAGCCAAGGGAAGACCACAGUUUGCCCUACAUCUCACAGAUUUACCCCUCCAAUCUGGGCCUUCUGCCCAAAUACACUGGCCACGUACCAGGAUACAAGUACCAGUACGGUCACACCUUUGGACAACAUACCACCAAUGCCCUGGGUUCCAGCACCCUUCAGAAACAGGUAGCAGCUCACUGAAGGAAAGCCCUGAAGCACAUUCACCUGUUCAUCCAAUUGAUACUAUCUGUACAGUGGAAUGGAUGGCUCUUUUGUUCAUGUUAUUAUUUAAAGGGUUUGCAGUUACAUGAUUCUGUAUUGGUGUUGUCCGCUUGCCCUGCUGGACACAGGGGCCUGUCCACCACGUCUGCAAGGAUCCUUGCUUUAACCUCCUUGCUUUGCACAGCGCUUUAUAUCCGACUUGGUGUGUCGUCAUGAACAGAGCCUUAACAAAUCCAUGACACAUUUUACACACCCUACUCACUUGCAGUUCAGUCCUGUAUAUUAUCUUCCAGAUUUCUAUAUUAACAAUUAAGGGAUUAAAUUAAACUGAUCGAACAAACAAUUACGUUACUAACUGAUUACUAAUUAUAAAACGCUUAUUAACAAAAUACAAAAGGCAAUUAUGGCCAAAGAAUUUGAGGUGAUCAAGGUUAAAGACCCAAAUGGACGGACAGCCUUACCUAAGGUAAUGUUGGGUAGUCCAGUACCCCAUUCACACAACCUACUGUACAAAGUCAUUGAAAACGUGACUGUGAAUGAAGUGGUUUGCACAUGAUUUUGGUGGGGGGGGGACAAGCAUAGUGUCGAGCGGAGUGGGUGAAACUGAAAAAAAUGUAAAUGAAAUAAGAUUUUUAACAAAAUUAUUGGCUUAAACAUAUAAUUAAAACCUACAACAAAAAUACUUCUUGCUUGAUUUUUACUUUUAGGCUCAAUGAUAAAAAUCUAUUCAUUUUCACAAGGCUGUACAUGUAUGUUAAAAGCAAAAGGAGCUAUAUUUGCACCAGUCUUUAAUUAACUCCUGUUUUUUGGUGACCAAGCUUGACCCUUGCAAACAUACCUUGGCUGCUAUUGACUCUUCUGUACAGCAAAGCAAAGUCAGGAACUCAUCAAUGUACAGUUAUUCCUGCAAUGUGGUCUGUUUCUUUAAUUGCAUAAUGAUAAGGUACUUUCUGGUAUCUGAAAGUAUGAUUUUUUUUUUUUUAAUUACAGACAUACAGGGAAACCUAGUUAUACUUAUCAGUUGUUUUUUAAAAGUUCUCUAAGUUUUAUUCCGAUAGUUUUGUCCAACUUGAUUAUGAUAUCACAUUCAAUACAGAGUAAAGCACUGAUAGUGACAGUGAAGUUCCCUGGUGAAAUGCUCUGGUGUUGGUAUUGCGUGUAAUCCUGUAUUAAUUAUUGGUAUUACAAAUGCAUUAUUUAAAAAAGAAAAAAAAUGUACAAAACAAAACAAAAUGUUCAGCUUUAUUUGCCUGGAAUAUUUAACACUUUUAAUAUAUGUAAGUGAAUACACUGUGUGUAGGGCGUAUAUGAGAUCUCGUGCAGUUUGGACGUGAGGAUGGCAAUGUGAAGCAGAGCGGUCCUGGCUGUUCAAUGAUCUCUAUUAUAUUAAGAGACUCUACACCACACGUAUUAACGUAUUAUAAAUCACAGAAACCAAGAUUGUACUUGGUAACUGUUAUUAAACAGAAAAAAGUGAUGUAUGUUCUAUACACGGGAACUGUGGAUUUCUUGCACGUGCGUUUUGAUUUACAGUGGAAAUUGUUUAAAACGGUAAGGCUCCUCAAUAGCUUUUUUGUGGUUUAGAAUAUGAAACAGUUAAGAGACUGAUUUAGAGGAACUAUGUCUUGCUUCGAUAACAUUGCAGGAUAAAACUGAUUUGGGUCCAUCCAACGGGUUCAUUCAGUUAGUUUCAAGCGGUCAG
Messenger RNA from Polyodon spathula (Mississippi paddlefish), 2925 nucleotides. RefSeq names its product protein FAM166B-like. Bases 303 to 1202 code for a protein of 299 amino acids. The record is from RefSeq and is a predicted model, not a curated record. The transcript is spliced from 5 exons. NCBI's taxonomy places the organism in Eukaryota, Metazoa, Chordata, Actinopteri, Acipenseriformes, Polyodontidae.